AUGGAUUUCUCAGACUUUCAGACUCGGACAAGAGAGGGACGAAAUGGAAGAACCUCAGUCCUGGGCGAAUUUCAGCAGGAUGUGGUUCUCCCUUGCUCUUUCAAGAGCGGAAGCUUCCUGGUCAUACACUGGAGAGUGGGAGCGGAGGAGAAGGUGGUGCACAGCUAUUACAGGGAUCAGGACCAGUUGUCUAGGCAGGACAGCCAGUACAGGAACAGAACGGCUCUUUUUCACAGUGAAAUCCAUCAGGGGAAUGCCUCUCUCAGACUCCAUCGUCUGCGCCCAGAGGAUGCUGGGAUUUACUUUUGCUAUGCGGCGUCCAUAGACGGAAAGGUGGAGGAGGAAGUGGAACUGAUAUUUGCAGCUUUCUUCACCCCUGCCAUGGAGUACACGAAGCAGGAGAACAGCAGCCUGCUGACCUGUCGGGCAUCUGUGAUCUACCCCCACGUAGAGUGGACGUGGAGUGGGGCCUCAGAAACUAAGAACCUCAAGGAAGGGAAGUCGGGUGAUCUCUAUUUCAUCGAAAGUCAACAGACUGUCGCAGACUCCAGCUCUCUCACCUGGUGCUCCAUCCAGAACUCCCUGCUGCGACGAACGUGGAAAGGAACCUGGACGAGGGCAGAGCCUCUGGUAGGAAAUGAAGGCGAAGAGGUUUCAUUUCCCUCUCUAUGCGCAAAGGAGAAAUUAUCACCCGACUUACCUUUUAUCGUCACUUGGUCCAAAGUCACUCAAGCUUCUUUGGUGGUCCUGGCGUCUUUUGAUAACACCUCACGGAAGCUCAACAUCCGUGAACCUCGACUCUCCUGGGAUCCAAAGGCCGUCAUUCAGGGAGUCAGCAAUGUGACCUUAAAGAAUCUUCUCCAGUCGGAUGAGGGAGAGUACCUGUGUAGCAUUUCGUCACGAUCCUUCACCCAACUCACCGUGAGACAACUCACCGUGCAAAAACCCACCGUGCAAAAAGCCGCUACGCAAAAACUCACCGGGCAAAACCCCUUUAUACUAAAACCCGCUGUGCAAAAACCUACCGUGCAAAAACCCACCGUGCAGAAACCCACCGUGCAAAAACCCACCGUGCAGAAACCCGCUACGCAAAAACCCACCGUGCAAAAACCCGCUACGCAAAAACUCACCGGGCAAAACCCCUUUAUACUAAAACCCGCUGUGCAAAAACCUACCGUGCAAAACCCCACCGUGGAAAAACCCGCUACGCAAAAACUCACCGGGCAAAACCCCUUUAUACUAAAACCCGCUGUGCAAAAACCUACCGUGCAAAAACCCACCGUGCAAAAACCCACCGUGCAAAAACCCACCGUGCAGAAAUCCGCUACGCAAAAACCCACCGUGCAAAAACCCGCUACGCAAAAACCCACCGUGCCAAAACCCACCGUGCCAAAACCCACCGUGCCAAAACCCACCGUGCCAAAACCCACCGUGCCAAAACCCACUAUGCAAAAACUCACCGUGCAAAAGCCCACUGUGCAAAAACCCAUCGUGCAAGCACUCACUGUGGAAAACGCCAUCACGCAAACCUUCACCGGGCAACAAGUCAGUGGGGAACUCAAAGGAGAGUUGGAUGCUUGGUCAGUUGUGCUGCUCGCCCUGGCUUUUAUGCUGUUGAUGAUUCUGCCGGCGACAGGAAUCGUCAGGAGGAGGAGAGGAUGCCAGUCGAAGUCGCUGCGGAGAGAGUCGUUGGCACAGGCAGCAGAGUCGUCUGAGGAGGUCUCGUUAAAUCCUCCGUUUAAUCAGCAGUUUAAUCAGGGUCUCUCGCUCCUUGUUCUGACGCAGAAGGCAUGGUGCCAGCAGCUGGAAGUUGUUUAUCAUCAGUGGAGGCUGGGCCUUGGCGGGACAAAGCCGGACUAG
Messenger RNA from Ornithorhynchus anatinus (platypus), 1860 nucleotides. RefSeq names its product HERV-H LTR-associating 2 (gene HHLA2). The transcript has 8 exons. Bases 1 to 1860 code for a protein of 619 amino acids. NCBI's taxonomy places the organism in Eukaryota, Metazoa, Chordata, Mammalia, Monotremata, Ornithorhynchidae. Gene Ontology annotation, biological process: cellular response to lipopolysaccharide; negative regulation of T cell proliferation; positive regulation of T cell proliferation. The record is from RefSeq and is a predicted model, not a curated record. Gene Ontology annotation, cellular component: external side of plasma membrane.